AUGGCAGUGACCUUGUUUUAUAUGGCAUGCCUCUGUGACCCUUCCCUCUCCUCUGCUCCUUGCCGGGAGACCAGGCUGCUGAAGGCCUCACUGGCCCAGCCUGUGUCUCAUGAGAUGCAUAAACCUCAAGCGGAUGUGGAGUGUGGACUAAAAGCUUGCAGAGGUGGAGGGACUCUGGUGACUGCAGCCAAGGUGGAUUCUGCCUCUUCUGGAUGGCACCCCUUGGUUGACAGCUCUCCAGAUGGAGACCCCAAGCCUGAAAAGCAGGCUCUAGGGCCUGUGAGGAUGACCGGCGCCGGGGCGCAGCUGGCCGUGGUCUGCCUGGUGAACAUCUUUCUGACCGGGCGGCUGAGCAGUGCGGUCCCCGCCUUAGCCGCCUGCAGCGGGAAGCUGGAGCAGCACACGGAACGGCGUGGUGUCAUCUAUAGCCCCGCCUGGCCCCUCAACUACCCACCGGGCACCAACUGCAGCUGGUACAUCCAGGGCGACCGUGGGGACAUGAUCACCAUCAGCUUCCGCAACUUUGAUGUGGAGGAAUCCCACCAGUGCUCCCUGGACUGGCUGGUGCUGGGUCCCGCGGCCCCGCCCCGCCAGGAGGCCUUCCGGCUCUGCGGCUCCGCCAUCCCGCCCGCCUUCAUCUCCGCUCGUGACCAUGGCUGGAUCUUCUUCCACUCCGACGCCUCCAGCUCUGGCCAGGCUCAGGGCUUCCGCCUCUCCUACAUCCGAGGGAAGCUGGGUCAGGCGUCCUGCCAGGCCGACGAAUUCCGCUGUGACAAUGGCAAGUGCCUGCCGGGCCCGUGGCAGUGCAACACCGUGGAUGAGUGUGGAGAUGGCUCCGAUGAGGGCAACUGCUCGGCACCCGCCUCGGAGCCACCGGGCAGCCUGUGCCCCGGGGGCACCUUCCCAUGCAGCGGGGCGCGCUCCACGCGGUGCCUGCCUGUGGAGCGGCGCUGUGAUGGCACGCAGGAUUGCGGUGAUGGCUCCGAUGAAGCUGGCUGCCCUGACCUGGCCUGUGGCCGGCGGCUGGGCAGCUUCUAUGGCUCCUUCGCCUCCCCAGAUCUGUUUGGUGCAGCCCGCGGGCCCUCAGAUCUGCACUGCACAUGGCUGGUGGACACGCAGGACCCACGGCGGGUGCUGCUGCAGCAGGAGCUGCGUCUGGGCUAUGACGACUACGUGCAGGUGUACGAGGGCCUGGGCGAGCGUGGGGACCGCCUGCUGCAGACGCUUUCCUACCGCAGCAACCACCGGCCAGUGAGCCUUGAGGCCGCCCAGGGCCGUCUCACCGUGGCCUACCAUGCUCGUGCCCGCAGCGCUGGCCACGGUUUCAACGCCACCUACCAGGUGAAGGGCUACUGCCUGCCGUGGGAACAGCCGUGCGGGAGCAGCAGCGAGGGUGACGGCGGCAGUGCAGGCGACCAGGGCUGCUUCUCCGAACCACAGCGCUGCGAUGGCUGGUGGCAUUGCGCCAGCGGCCGAGACGAGCAGGGCUGCCCUGCCUGCCCGCCUGACCAGUACCCCUGCGAGGGGGGCAGCGGCCUGUGUUACUCACCCGCCGACCGCUGCAACAACCAGAAAAGCUGCCCCGAUGGCGCCGACGAGAAGAACUGCUUCUCCUGCCAGCCCGGCACCUUCCACUGUGGCACCAACCUGUGCAUCUUCGAGACAUGGCGCUGUGAUGGCCAAGAGGACUGCCAAGAUGGAUGCCGGCCGGCCGCGCCCCGCAAGUUCAUCACCGCCGCGCUCAUCGGCAGCCUGGUGUGCGGCCUGCUGCUGGUCAUCGCCCUGGGCUGCGCCUUCAAGCUCUAUUCCCUGCGCACACAGGAGUACAGGGCCUUCGAGACCCAGAUGACGCGCCUAGAGGCUGAGUUUGUGCGGCGGGAGGCCCCCCCCUCCUAUGGGCAGCUCAUCGCACAGGGCCUCAUCCCCCCCGUGGAGGACUUUCCCGUCUACAGCGCAUCCCAGGCCUCAGUGCUACAGAACCUCCGCCGACAGAUGCCCCGCGCCCCCUCCCGCCGGGGACCCUCCCGCCGCCGCCUAGGCCGCCUCUGGAACCGGCUCUUUCAUCGGCCACGGGCGCCUCGAGGCCAGAUCCCACUGCUGACCGCCGCGCGCACCUCUCAGACAGUGCUGGGUGAUGGGCUCCUCCAGCCUGCAGGGACGACCCCGGACCCCCCUGCACCCCUCACGGACACAGACAGCCCCAGGGAUGCUGGGGAUGGGCCCCCCAGUGCCCCUGGCCAGGCAUCAGAGGUGGGACCUUCAGUGCCACCCAUGCCCUCGGGCCUGCGAGACCCAGAGUGCAGGCCAAUGGACAAGGACAGAAAGGCCAUCAGGGACCCUCAGGUGGACAGCCCGGCCCCUGCGGACACACCUCGGGAGCCCUGCUUGGCCCAGGCCCCCUACCCCCAGGCCCCCACUGCCAGCAGCACCCUAGGCCCCCACUCACCAGAGCCACCGGGGGCCUGCAGGAGCCCCCUGCCACCCUGCUCCCCAGCGUUGGAGGCCAGCGAUGAUGAGGCUCUGCUGGUCUGCUGACCCGCCGGACGUGCUGGUGACCGCCGCAGCCCCGCUUUGUAACCAGGGAAUACACAGUCGUUUCUACCCUGCCUACGUGUCCUUCUUUCCCAUGGAGAGCCCACCCGGCAGCCCUGCGGAGGGGGCUAGGCCUUCAGCCAGCUGGCUGCUGCAAUGUGCCCAGCCCUGGUGGGCAUGGCAGGCGAGGGCUGUGGGGUUGGACGGGAAGUAGGGUGGAGGGUAAGCCUGCCUGGAGGGUCUCCAUGUACACAAGCACCCCGGGGGCUCGCUUCUACCGCUCCCCUGUUCUGGAAACCCACACCCACAGCAAGGCUCUCUGGGUCGCUUUCCGUGGCUUCUUGCUGCAUUCUCUCUGUACGACCAGCCACCCCAGAACUAUGGUGAGGACUGCACAGGCCAUCGGACAUUGGACAUCAGUCCAUGGUGAUGGUGUCCAUGCCGAGCCCUCCUGUCCUCAGUGGGGUCCCUGGAGGAGCUGAGCUAGGAGGCUUCUGCCCGCUCAUGCCUAUGACGGCAUCGUGGGUAUGGCCAGGCUGGUGCCCUUUAUCCCUUGGUUGAGGGGUCCAUCUCCUGGGCAGGGCAGGGCUGGAGAUGUAGGCACAGGGCAGAGGAAGCCCAUGGGGUCUCUUGCAGGCCCUGAGACCCCUGGGACACGCUUCUCUCUGCUUUUGCAAGGGACAGAGGCCAAGCACCAACGGAGUGUGCCCAGAUCCAUUGCAUUCUAUCUUGGGGCCUCAGUUUCCCCACCCAUAAACCAGGAUGAGGCUGUGGGCCUGAGUAGCGACAUUCAUCCUGCGGUCAUUUAUGGGAAGAAGAACAAUCCUGGCUGGAAUCCCUGGGCUCUCCCUGGUGGCCGAGCUCAGGCCUGGGUGAGGGGCAGGUGGCGCUGGACCCUGUGGUGUACAGGGAGUGCCCGGGUCAGGGGGCAGGGCCCUCAAUGCCCAGAGUUGCCCAGAGGCUCCAGGGCACCUUCCCUGCCAGCAGUACGCAGCACCGCACACCCGCCGUGCCCACCAGGGACGUCCCGAGCCCGAGCAAACAGCCAGCCCUGUUUAUUGAUAGGCCUUUUCAAGAAAAGCUAGCAGGGCAGCGCUAAGACAGGAAGCCCAGACCGCAUCCUCAGGGCUUCCUUAUGACAGGCCUCUAAGAGUCAUAUCUUUUUUUUUUUUUCCAGAAAAACAAAACAAAACAA
This is a messenger RNA of Tupaia belangeri chinensis (Chinese tree shrew), 3727 nucleotides long. RefSeq names its product LDL receptor related protein 3 (gene LRP3). Lineage: Eukaryota; Metazoa; Chordata; Mammalia; Scandentia; Tupaiidae. Gene Ontology annotation, molecular function: protein binding. The record is from RefSeq and is a predicted model, not a curated record. Gene Ontology annotation, cellular component: plasma membrane.